UCCUUUCUGUUGCCUUUCCAGGUGAUGGUAAUACAAAUCCUACAAAAUGUAAUAAUAUGAAAAGAGAGGGAGACACUUCAGGAAGGAGAGUGUCAGUAGAGGGUAUUAACAGAACAGAGCAUAGAUCCUUUGAGAAUGGAGUUUGUCAAUGCAAAAUAAUGCAGUACCGUGCUAGGGAUGCUUGGUCUAGCUUUGAGCCAACUGGAGGUGAUUCUUUUGUGGCACAGAGAAUCAUAGUUGCUGAAGGCAAAAGAAAUGAGGCCCUACCUUUAGAAAAAGCACCAUUUGCAUCAAAUUAUUCAAACGUAAAAGCAACAAGCCGCUCUGAAUUCGCAAAGAAGCAUCAUUUUAAGGGAGUAAAGAAAAAGACAUGGAAUUCUGAGGAGCCAAGAAACGUAUCUAAUACAGUAACAGGCAAAG
This is a messenger RNA of Oxyura jamaicensis (ruddy duck), 420 nucleotides long. RefSeq lists its product as uncharacterized. NCBI's taxonomy places the organism in Eukaryota, Metazoa, Chordata, Aves, Anseriformes, Anatidae. The record is from RefSeq and is a predicted model, not a curated record. The transcript is spliced from 4 exons. The annotation marks the transcript as partial.